GAGGAAGACAGAAGGGAGUGAACUGAGGAGAGGAAGAGCAAGAGAAGAGAGGAGGCAGUGCAUGCAGUGGAGAGAAGGAAAAAAAGACACGUUGUUACGAACGAACAAAUAAAUGCAGUAGUACGAAGAACUUUGAAAUUGGGACUUUUAUAUGAGCAAAUUGGUUGAAAAGAAGAAGGCAAGACAAGUGAACUAAACUUUGAGGCAGCAAUUGUUAUACGAGCAAGCUGGUUAAAAAGGAGUAGGCGGUAUCUAAUAAACGCAGGAAUGUCGGCAUUUAGAGUGUAUUUCAGUGAAGGUGAAAUUAUGGAAAAUGAAAGUGGUGUCAAUCUGAGCAACUUUAGGCAAUGCACACUAUACCAUCCAAAUCCUGACACCCUUACCAUGCCCGAAGUUUGGUACUGGCUAACAUGCACAUUUUCUUUAGAUCCGGGUAUAUAUAGUGUUAACGUGAGGGUUAUGUGGAGCCGAUCGGCCAACAACAUAAGAUGGGAGUUAAAAAAUGUGACACGGAGUAAGGCCUGGCAGGAUUGGCUCGCUGGCUGCAGGAGACGGGGAUAUGAAUAUGUCAUGCUGGUGCAAGCAUGUCAAGGAAGAGUCCCCACGGAGAGCGCAGCGGGGCAAUCCAGCAACCGUGAGGAGUUGGGGUCUAGUUCACACGAAGAAGAUGAAGUUGUAGCUCCCCAUCAUGGUGGCGAUGUUGGUCCUGACAUUCAAAAUCUAUCCAUACAAGGAGAUGAAGUGGUCAACCGCCAUCCUACUGGUGAAGCCGAUGAAGGGGAGGACAUACCUGCUAUAGUUGAAGAAAUUGAGAGGGUGGACCGACAUGCAAUCGAAGAUGAGGAAAACCUCGCUGCUGAAGAGAAUGAUGACGAGGAUGAACAAGAAGUUGAGGAAGUUCCUAUGCCUGCUUCGUGGAACCUUGAAGACCCUGGUUAUAUUGCAGAAAACUCUUGUCAUGAUUCAAUAUGGUUCUACGGGGAUGGCCAAAUCAAUCUGGGUGCAAUGUUCCGUGACAAAACGGGGUUGCAAGACGCAGUGAAGUCAUGGUCAUUCAAGACGCAAAGGCAGUUCAGGGUUGUGAAGUCUAACAAGACUGAGUACACGGUCGUCUUCCGUCUUCAUGGUCACGUGCCAAAGUACGAGUCUUACUGGAUUCUGUCCAAACUGCAGGAACACUCCUGUCUGAUUCGGAACACUAGGGAGUCGCACCGCAACCUGACCGCGGCAUACGUUGCGAACAAGUACUACAAGGAAAUUAUUGAAGGUGAUGACCUGCCUGUGCGGCACAUAAUAAAACUGGUGGAGAAAGGUGAACAAUACACAAUUAGUUACCACAAGGCUUGGAGGGCGAAACAAAAGGCCAUGGAGAAAAGAUAUGGGACAUUUGAGGAAGCAUACGACACUCUGUCACAGAUGCUUAACAUUCUGAAGAUCAGGAACCCUAGGACCUAUGUUGCUGUGCAGGAUCGGGAGUCAAUUCGUCCUCCAAAUUAUCUUGUGAUGCAACGGGCAUUCUUUGCAUUCGGAGCAUGCAUUCUUGCGUUCCAGUGCUCGAGGCCGGUGCUGUGUGUCGACGGUACUUUCCUAACUGGGAAGUACCGAGGCCAAAUAUUAACAGCUGUUGGUGCGGAUGCGAACAACCAGAUAAUUCCAGUAGCUUUUGCUUUUGUUGAAAGCGAGAAUUACGAAAGCUGGUUGUGGUUCUUGCAACAUCUAAAGUGGGGAGUGGUGCAAAAACGCACAUCGAUAUGCAUCAUCCAUGACCGGAAUGCCGGUCUGUUGAAGGCAAUCAAAGAGCUCCAGGAGGAUGGUGAUGGUGCAUACUACUGGCCUGACAUGCACAGCCGUUGGUGCAUGCGGCACAUGGGAGCCAAUUUUUUCAAACAAUUCAACAACCGGCGUCUGAUGAACAUGUUCAAGCGGUUGUGCAAGGCAAAUCAGUCCACAAAGUUCGAUGAGCUUUGGAAACAACUUGACGAGGUGACAAGGACACAUAUCCGGUCAAAGCAGACCAACAUCAACCUGCUGGAUGUACAUGUCCCCCAGGCCCUGGAACCAAUGGAUGAUCUUAUUCCAUCAAAUGGAAAGAAGCGUAGGUCAUCAAAGAAUAUCAAAUGUUUUACCCAUUGGAUUGAGUGCGAGCCGAAUGAUAAGUGGGCACUCCUGCAUGACACUAAUGGGGCUAGGCAUGGCAUAAUGACCACUAAUCUUGCAGAGGCGUACAAUGUGGUUCUUAGCAAAUUAAGGCCUUUACCUCUGACUGCUAUUGUUGAAGGCAUUAUGCACAGGACAACGAUGUGGAUGAGGACGAGGCGGGCCGCGGCGUUGCAACAAAUGUCUAAUGCACAAACACCUUUCUGCAAAAAGAUGGCAGAGUACCUCCAAGAGAAGGCUAACAAGGCCAGAUUUCACACGGUCAUUACCACUGGGAACGUAAGACGAAGGUGGGAAGUCACAUGUCGCACUAAGGGGGAUUUUGGAUCUUCUACUGGGGUCAUCACUCAUGAAGUUACUCUAGGGCACGAAUCUGAUAACACAUGUUCGUGCUCUUGCAAUAAGCCGAAGCUUCUUCAUAAGCCAUGUAGCCAUGUCCUGGCCGCAUGCGCUAAAAUUAAGCUUGAUUCAACAUCAUACGUGUCGACGUUCUACCUAAAGGAUAGAGUUCUAAAUGCAUGGAGUGCUGAGAUCCUCGGGUGGAGGUCCCUCCAACACCUAGUCGAAACUGGGGGUGAUAACAGGAUCUAUGUGCCAGACUUGGAUUUGUUGAAGGCCGGUAAGGGUAGAAGACAAACACGUCGCUUAAGAAAUGAUAUGGAUGCAUCCGAAGCGGGAGGGCCUGUAAGGCGAUGUGAGAACUGUCUUCAGUACGGGCACCGCACUAGAGAUUGCAAGAAUAACAAGGAGGGUACAUCUUCAACCAUGGAACCUAUGCAACAACGUGCGAGGAGGAAUAGAAGGGGCUCUCAGGGUGCUCACGAUAGGGAGGAAGGAAACCUGCAGUAGUUAUAACCUACACUGUCCGGUUAUUUAUGUUCGGUCAUGAUAUGUUCGCUGCAUGACGUUGUAUUUCAAUAAGUUUGUAAUAUGUUAGUCAAUAAGUAUGUGUAAUAUUUAUUUUAUUAUGGUAAUGUUGUAAGAUUUUAUUGUAAGGUGUUACCAAGUUUGUAACGUUUGUAAUCCUAUUGUUGUACUAUUUAUUUCAAUGAUAUUGCUCGAGUUUGUACUUGUACU
Molecule: messenger RNA, 3234 nt
Organism: Oryza sativa Japonica Group (Japanese rice)
Lineage: Eukaryota; Viridiplantae; Streptophyta; Magnoliopsida; Poales; Poaceae
Molecular function (GO): nucleic acid binding; zinc ion binding
Source: RefSeq, a predicted model, not a curated record